CUUAACCUUUUUAACUUCGUUAAGCACAGAUAUUACCCAGUCUCCCUUACCCACUAGUAAUGGCGGGAUUCUACACUUGUAAUGGCAGGUUCUUGCAUGGACUGCUAUAGCUGAAAGCCGUUUCAUCUUCGAGUAGAUAAGAACUCGUACUGGUACGGCUAAUUGAGUUUUUCUGUACUGUUAACAUCAGAAUGAGGUGGGAGAAGUUAGAGGUUAGCCAGAGAUUGACAGGAACUCCUCCGGAACAGAGUAGAUCUGUGGGUCUCCCGGUUGAGUUCGUCGGGCCCGGAAGAAGAUGGGGACAUUCAUGCAAUGCUAUUCAUGGAGGGAAACUGCUCUAUAUUUUCGGUGGUUACGGUCCGGAUACCUGCCAGACCAACGAGGUUCACAUUUUUGAUACCGUUAAGCAGAUAUGGAUUAAGCCUACGAUGAGAGGCAUCCCCCCAUCUCCAAGGGACAGUCACAGUUGUACCACCGUUGGGAACAACCUGUUUAUAUUUGGAGGUACAGAUGGGAAGAAUCCGCUCAAGGAUUUGUUCAUCCUAGAUACUUCUACCAAUACAUGGAUGUGUCCGAGAUUAAAUGGAGAAGGACCACCACCACGGGAAGGACAUAGUGCGGCCCUUGUUGGGAAACGACUCUUCAUAUUUGGAGGCUGUGGCAAAUCGUGGCAGAGUUCAUACGAAGUAUAUUAUAAUGAUCUCUACAUAUUGGAUACAGAGAAUUUAGUAUGGCAAAAGGCUGCAACAUCUGGAAAUUCUCCUUCUGCACGUGAUAGUCAUACUUGUUCAUCUUGGAAGAAUAAAAUAAUAGUUAUUGGUGGUGAAGAUUCAUCUGACUAUUAUUUGUCUGAUGUCCAUCUCCUUGAUACAGAUACUCUUGUUUGGAGAGAACUAAGCACUUCAGGCCAUAUGUUACCUCCUCGUGCCGGCCAUUCGACUGUUGCUCUUGGAAGAAACUUGUUUGUUUUUGGAGGAUUUACUGACGCCCGAAAUUUAUAUGAUGACCUUCAUAUGGUUAAUGUGGAUACUGGGGUUUGGACCAAUGUGAUGGCUGCCGGCGUGGGGCCUACUGCCAGAUUUUCUGUUGCUGGAGAUUGUUUGGAUCCACAAAAGGGUAUUCUUGUGUUUAUAGGUGGUUGCAAUCAGGAUCUCGAGGCCCUGGAUGAUAUUUAUUAUUUACACACAGAAAUUUCAAUGGAAAAUGGGCGAAAUGGACAGAAGCAAGAGAAGCUCUCUCUCAAGAAAGAAUUGAAAAGGAAGUGUCAAGAACAUCUUCCAAUAAGCCAACCAACUAAUGAUAAAGACGUUUCUCAAUAUGGGACAAUGCCUGAUCUGCACCGACCCAUGCCUGUACCAAUGCCGAUCCCAAUGCAAUUGCAAGCACCGGUGCCAAUUUAUGGUCAAGCAAGCAAACAUAAUCUUUCGUCCGAUGAAUUAGAGUCUUCUCAAGAGAAGAUAUUUGAAGCCAAGGUUACUGAAACUUUCUGCUAUGGAUAUAAAAUUGAAACUAUUAUUGAUGGGAAGCUGCUUCGAGGGUUAAUAUUCUCUUACCCACCAAGCUUUUCCCAAGUAGCUGAUGACUACCAGAGUAGGAAAAGGAUGGCCUUGGAGACUGGUGGUGCUAAGUUGAGUGAUGGCUAUGUAAUCAAACAGGAAGCAGUAUAUUGCAGGCCCGGCAAUGAUGUCCAUCAGGUACAUAAAAAUUCAGAAACAUCAAAGGCAACUCUUUCAAACGUGAAAGAAGGUGACAAAAAUCAUCCAUUGAAUCGAGACUAAGUUGGCAAGGCAGCCGGGCAGCAU
This is a messenger RNA of Telopea speciosissima, 1802 nucleotides long. Its product is annotated as kelch domain-containing protein 3-like. The transcript has 11 exons. Gene Ontology annotation, molecular function: protein binding. The coding region runs from base 192 to 1778 and encodes 528 amino acids. NCBI's taxonomy places the organism in Eukaryota, Viridiplantae, Streptophyta, Magnoliopsida, Proteales, Proteaceae. The record is from RefSeq and is a predicted model, not a curated record.